GGUGGUGGUGAUGGAGUAUAAAUGGAGAGGAGUCCUUCUGUUCUGCCUCACACCAACCAGCUCUCAGCUGCCCUACUACUGCUCCUCCUCUUCAUCACAGAGUCACCUCAUCCAUCUCCUCCUCCUCCUCCUCCUCCUCCUCCGACUUUACAAAUCUCCUCCAGCAUGGCGGCACUGUGGCUCCAGUCUGUCUCUCUGCUGGUCUUACUGAUCGUAUCGUGGCCGGGCUCCCAGGCCGUUGCGCCCCCGCAGCACCUGUGCGGCUCUCACCUGGUCGACGCCCUCUAUCUGGUUUGUGGGGACAGAGGCUUCUUCUACAACCCCAAGAGAGACGUCGACCCUCUGCUGGGUUUCCUCCCUCCGAAGGCGGGCGGAGCUGCUGCGGCGGGUGGCGAGAACGAGUUGGCCGAGUUCGCCUUCAAGGACCAGAUGGAGAUGAUGGUGAAGCGAGGCAUCGUGGAGCAGUGCUGCCACAAGCCCUGCAACAUCUUCGACCUGCAGAACUACUGCAACUGAACAGUGCUUAGCCUGGCUUUGUUUAGCCUAGCCUAGCUUAGCAUAGCUUAGCUUCUUGGCUACCUUAGCCUGAACCCUACUCCUCCACCUCACCCUUGCAUCAGAAGAGCGGCAGUGCUGUCCUCUCUCUGAAAAACCAACUGCUGUCAAAUGAAGUGCUGAGAAAUGGAUGAAAUUAUUUUUCCUAGAAAAUAAAGUUUUGUGAAUUGAGAGAAUAUCAA
Molecule: messenger RNA, 737 nt
Organism: Siniperca chuatsi (mandarin fish)
Lineage: Eukaryota; Metazoa; Chordata; Actinopteri; Centrarchiformes; Sinipercidae
Gene: ins
Product: preproinsulin
Exons: 3
Coding region: 22-516 (164 amino acids)
Cellular component (GO): extracellular region
Molecular function (GO): hormone activity
Source: RefSeq, a predicted model, not a curated record